AUGGCAUCCGCACCUACCACCUCUACCCUCAUCAACGGCAAGCCGAUCCCCGCUGCCCUCGAGGGCAAGCGCAUCCUUGACGAAUACGAAGAUUUCGACAAGACAGCCAACGCCUGGUCCAUAAGAAAGAAAUGGACCCUUCUCACCAUCGUCGCGCUCUGCCAAACGAGCAUGAACUUCAACGCGGCCAUCUACUCCAACGCUGUGGAGCCGCUCAAUGAGCAUUUUGGUAUCAGCUACGCGCGCAUGGGCAUGGUGGCUUUCCUUGUGCCGUACGCUUUUGGCUGCGAACUUUGGGCCCCCUGGAGCGAAGAGCUGGGAAGAUGGAUCGUGAUGCAGCUCUCGCUUCUCGGAGUCAACGCGAGCAUCUUGAUUUGCGGGCUCAGCCCAACUUUCAGUGGGAUCAUCGCGGGACGCGUUAUUGGAGGACUGUCUAGCGCUGGCGGUUCUGUGACCAUGGGUAUGGUUGCAGACAUGUUCGACUCCGACUCGCAGGCCCACGCCGUUCUCUGGGCCUCGCUCUGGAGCUGCCUUGGUGCCGUUAUUGGCGGCAUCUGUGGCGGUCCCAUCCAGCAAUACCUGCCAUGGCGGUACAUCUUCUGGAUCCAAUUGGGCUUCGGCUGCGUCACUCAGGCUGUUCACUACUUCGUCGCCAAGGAGACGCGCGCGACCAAGAUGCUGGAUAAGGAGGCCCAACGGUCACGAAAGUGUAAAAAGGACGAGAUGUACGGGCCCAACGAGGCCAUCAAUUGGGGCAAGAAGUGGUACCAACGCUUCGACAUCAAAGAAAUCGCCGAGACCAUGUGGCGCCCCUACAGAAUGCUCUUCACAGAACCCAUUGUGCUCUUCCUCUCGCUCCUCUCGGGCUUUGCCGAUGCCCUCAUCUUCAGCUUUUUCGAGAGCUACGGCUACGUCUUCGCCCAGUGGAGCUUCACUCCCACGCAAAUCAGCUUGGCGCUGCUCCCCCUUGCCGGCUCCUAUGUCGCUGGCUACCUCAGCUUCUUCCCCGUGGUCGCGCGCCACGACGCCCGCCGCCGCAGGGGCGAGGCCCUCCCACCCGAGUCGCGCCUCUGGUGGCUGCUCUUCCAGGUCGCGCUGCUCCCGCUGGGCCUGCUCGGCAGCGCGUUUGUGGCAUCGGGCCCACCGCUGCACUGGUCGGGCGUCCUCGUCUUCAGCGUGCUCAUUGGCGUGGCCAACUUUAGUAUCUACUACGCCACCAUCGACUACAUGGUCGCGUCAUAUGGGGAGUACUCAGCCUCCGCUACGGGCGGCAACGGUUUCGCGCGCGACUUCCUUGCCGGCAUGUGUGCGCUGUACACGGGCAGGAUGUACAAGACGCUGGGGAUCCGGAACGCGCAGCUUGUGCUGUUUGGCUUGGCGGCACUGUUUUGUCUGCCGGUUUGGGUGUUUUACUACUUUGGACCUGAGAUCAGGAAAAAGAGUCGGUUCGCGGAGCAGCUGGCGGAGAAGAAGGAGAAGAAGUCUUGUGGGUCGCGAUCUGGGCGAGAUCGAUUACUGGACCCGGUAAUCAGUGUCGCUUGA
This is a messenger RNA of Paraphaeosphaeria sporulosa, 1542 nucleotides long. RefSeq names its product MFS general substrate transporter. Gene Ontology annotation, biological process: transmembrane transport. NCBI's taxonomy places the organism in Eukaryota, Fungi, Ascomycota, Dothideomycetes, Pleosporales, Didymosphaeriaceae. The transcript has 2 exons. The coding region runs from base 1 to 1542 and encodes 513 amino acids. Gene Ontology annotation, molecular function: transmembrane transporter activity. The record is from RefSeq and is a predicted model, not a curated record.